CCAGCCAGGCCGCUCACAGGCAUCCAGUCCUCUGUCUGAUCACAACAUGAAGGCCUUUGUGGUGAUUGCUGCACUAGCUGUGGUGGGCUCAGCUGCCCCCGGCAACUAUGCCAACCUCAGGAGUGCUGCUUCCCCCGCUGGCCUGGGUGCCAUCGCUGCCCCUGUGCACCUGAAGACCAUCAAGGUGGAUGAGGUCAAGUCUGCUCCUGUGACCGCGAACCACGCUGCUCUGACCUACUCGGCUGGCGCCAUCGCCGCUCCUCUGGGCUACGCCGGCCACGGCUACGCUGCUCCCCUGGGCUAUGCUGCCCACGGCUAUGCUGCCCACGGCUACGCUGCCCCCGCCGCUGUGGCUGUGAAGGCUGCUGCACCUGUGGAGCUCAAGGCCAUCAAGGUGGAUGAGGUCAAGUCUGCUCCUGUGACCGCGAACCACGCUGCUCUGACCUACUCGGCUGGCGCCAUCGCCGCUCCUCUGGGCUACGCCGGCCACGGCUACGCUGCUCCCCUGGGCUACGCUGCCCACGGCUAUGCUGCCCAGGGUUAUGCUGCCCCCGCCGCUGUGGCUGUGAAGGCUGCUGCCCCCGUGGAGCUGAAGACUAUCAAGGUGGAGGAGGUCAAGGCUGUUCCCGCUCCCGCGGCCUACUCUGCCCCCGUGGCGUACGCCGCCCCCGCCGCCUAUGCCAGCCAUGCCGCUGUGGCUGUGAAGGCUGCCCCGGCUGUGGCUGUGGCUGCCCCCGCCGUCACCUACACCGCCGCCGCGCCCGCCAUCGUCCGUCAGGAGGUCGAGAUCCCCGUCACCAAGACGGUCCACUACGCUGACCAGCAGGUCGUCACUGGACACACCACGAGCAUCCACAAGCCGGCCAUUGCUGCCCCGGUCAUCGCUGCCCCCAGGACCCUGGUUGGCAAGACCGUCACCAACCCGGCCACCGUUAGCGUGCAGAAGUACGCCGCCGAGGUCAAGACCAUCAACCACGUGCCCCAGCCGUACGAUGUGCCUUACGAUGUGCCCGAGCCGUACGCUGUGCCCACCCCCGUGCACACGGCCCCCGUGGAGGUGAGGAAGCGUGUCUACGCCCCGGCCGUCCAGGCCGCCCCUGUGGCUUACGCUGCCCACGGCUACGCUGCCCCCGCUGCUGUUGCCGUCAAGGCACAUGUUGUGAUCAUCUUCCUCAAUAUAUUUCCAUUUCCCAUCGCCUCCGUGCUUUAA
Messenger RNA from Pollicipes pollicipes, 1210 nucleotides. Its product is annotated as angiomotin. Bases 47 to 1210 code for a protein of 387 amino acids. The record is from RefSeq and is a predicted model, not a curated record. The transcript has 3 exons. Lineage: Eukaryota; Metazoa; Arthropoda; Thecostraca; Pollicipedomorpha; Pollicipedidae.